Clupea harengus (Atlantic herring) is the source of this 4799-nucleotide messenger RNA. RefSeq names its product glycerol-3-phosphate acyltransferase, mitochondrial (gene gpam). Gene Ontology annotation, molecular function: glycerol-3-phosphate O-acyltransferase activity. Gene Ontology annotation, biological process: glycerol-3-phosphate metabolic process; phospholipid biosynthetic process; fatty acid metabolic process. The record is from RefSeq and is a predicted model, not a curated record. Gene Ontology annotation, cellular component: plasma membrane; mitochondrial membrane. Lineage: Eukaryota; Metazoa; Chordata; Actinopteri; Clupeiformes; Clupeidae.
GAAAUGAAAAUCAAUCGGCUUGCUGUUGCUGUUGCUAGCGAACGAGUGAGCAAACGCGGACGUUGGAAGCAUGGUCUGGGGCAUUAACUCAACGGAAGAACAAAACACAAAGAAACCCCCCCUCUAACAGGGCCAGUGGGCGUUUUUGGAGCUUGUAGUUGGAGCCAACUGCAAUUCAGCAACCCAUAUGUUCAAGGGCGAAGCUCAAUCGAGUGAGGGGAGAUACGAUAACCACAUCACGUUACAGCGAGGACAAAGUCAAGAUGGUGCAAUUGGAGCUCGCUUCUAAUAAGGUUUUGAGCUGGUCUUGGUUAUAAAUCUGCGGUGGGGAGAUGGAAGGAAGCCCCUCGUCAGGCACGCAGGAUGGGCUGCUCUCGGCCAAUAGCGCGGAGUCUUCAGGUGCUCACGGAAAACACCUCAACGACGACACAGAGCGGAGCUGCAGUCCGUCGGUACUGAGCUAUGUGAAGAGCAGCUGGAAGGAGGGGCUCCUGAGCAGGAAGAGGCCGUUCGUGGGGAGGUGCUGCCACUCCUGCACCCCUCAGAGUCAGGAGAGGUUCUUUAACCCCAGUAUUCCAUCUCUCGGACUCCGUAAUGUGAUCUACAUCAAUGAAACGCACACGAGGCAUCGUGGCUGGCUUGCGCGGCGGCUCAGCUACGUGCUGUUUGUUCUCGAGCGAGACGUGCAGAAGGACAUGUUCGCUCGGAACGUGGUGGAGAACGUGCUGAAGAACAGCAAGGUGGAGAGUGCCAUUGUGGAGGUGGCGCUGGACGACGAGGGGGUGGAGCGAGGCCACGAGGCGGACCAGAAGGCCGUGCAGAAGGUCCAGAGGAAGGCCCGGAACGUCCUGCAGGAGAUGGUGGCCAACAUUUCACCCGGCCUCGUCAGGCUGACUGGCUGGGUGCUGCUGAAGCUCUUCAACGGCUUCUUCUGGAGCAUCCAGAUCCACAAGGGCCAACUGGAGAUGGUGAAAAGGGCCGCAGAGAGCAACGUGCCCCUGGUGUUUCUGCCUGUGCAUAAGUCUCACAUUGACUACCUGCUCAUCACCUUCAUCCUCUUCUGCCACAACAUCAAAGCACCGCACAUCGCCGCCGGCAACAACCUCAACAUUCCCAUUUUUAGCACACUGAUCCGUAAGCUGGGCGGGUUCUUCAUACGCCGCAGGCUGGACGAGUUGUCCACCGGCAAGAAGGACGUCCUCUACCGGUCCCUCCUGCACGCGUAUACAGAGGAGUUGCUACGGCAACAGCAGUUUCUGGAGGUGUACCUGGAGGGGACUCGCUCCCGCAGUGGCAAGCCCUCGCCCGCGCGCGCAGGGAUGCUCUCCAUCGUCGUGGAUACGCUCUGCACCAGCAACAUCCCAGACGUGCUGAUUGUGCCUGUGGGCAUCGCCUAUGACCGCAUCAUCGAGGGCAACUACAACAGCGAGCAGCUGGGUAAGCCCAAGAAGAAUGAGAGUUUGUGGGGCGUGGCCUGUGGUGUGUUUAGAAUGCUGAGGAAGAACUACGGGUGUGUCCGCGUCGACUUCACCCAGCCCUUUUCUCUCAAAGAGUAUCUAGAUACUCAGCGAUGUCGCCAACUGCCUGCUCCUCUGACCCUAGAGCAGAUUCUCCUACCCACCAUCAUCGACGCACAAAAUGCUGGAGAUCAACCUGUAACAGAUUUAACCAGCAUUUGGCCAGAUGAGGGUCUGUUCCGUGAUGAAGAGCAGCCGGUGUCAAGAGACCUUCACGAUGAGGCCUGGAGGAGGCAGGUGAUCGCCAACCUGGCCAAGCACGUCCUCUACACGGCCAAUAAGUCCUCUGCGAUCAUGUCCACACAAAUCAUUGCCUGUCUUCUGCUCUACAGACACAGACAGGGUGUGGGUCUGUCUAGGCUGGUGGAGGACUUCUUCAGUAUGAAGGAGGAGGUUCUGUCUCGAGACUUUGACCUGGGUUUCUCCGGCAGCUCCGAGGACGUGGUGAUGCACGCCCUCCACCAGCUGGGCAACUGUGUUGCCCUCCGCAGCUCCGGUCGCCAUAGCGACGUCAUCAUCUCCCCCCGAGACAGCGUGCAUGCCCUCUUCGAGCUCAACUUCUACAGCAACGGCCUCUUCCAUGUGUUCAUCCCAGACGCCAUUAUAGCAUGCAGUGUGUUGUCGAUGUUACGGGAGCAGGCAGAAGAAGCCUCCGGAAGCGAUCACGGUGGCUCCACCCUGCUGAGCCAGGAGCGUCUGAUUCGCAAGGCGGCUGGUCUGUCACACUUCCUGUCCAAUGAGGUGGCUGUGGCACAGCCCUGUCAGACGCCCUAUCAGGUCUUCCAGGAGGCUGUCACCCGUCUCAUGCAAUAUGGAGUUCUGCUGGUGGCUGAGGAGGAUCAGGAGGAGUUGAGUCCCAGCCCCACGGAGGAGGUGUGGCCUAAGGCCUUCCCACCCACCUUGUCGUGGCGGAAUGAGGAGGAGGACGAGGACAGUGACUUUGGGGAAGAGCAGCGAGACCGCUACCUCAAGGUGAGCUCCUCGGGCGAGCAGCUGGAGUUCUUCUCGUUCCUGCAGCACCUGCUGAGUCCCGUUCUGGAGGCCUACAGCGGGGCGGCCAUCUUCAUCCACAGCCUGGCCGAGCCCGUCUCCGAGAGCGACUACACACAGCUGCUCUUCAAGUACCUGCUCACGCGCGCAGAGAAGGGCAUCGCCAUCUACGGGGAGAGUGCGACACAUUAUCUGGUGAAGAACACGGUGAAGACCUUCAAAGAGCUCGGGGUGCUGAAGGAGAGCCGGGAGAAUAAGGUGGCGUUUCUGGAGCUGACCAGCACCUUCCUACCUCAGGCCAACCGCAACAAGCUGUUGCACUACAUACAGGGCUUCAGUCUGCUGUAACACACACACACACACAAACAACGAGCUGUUGCACUACAUACAGGGCUUCAGUCUGCUGUAACACACACACACACACAAACAACGAGCUGUUGCACUACAUACAGGGCUUCAGUCUGCUGUAACACACACACACACACACACACACACACACACACACACACACACACACUGUACCCACAUAUAGAUGCAGCCAUGCCUACUCCAAUGGAGAGACAUAUUGUACAUAUUGAUACCCAUAGCGAAGGUGCACACAUAUAUAGAUAAAUACACACAUGUAUACACACCACACACACACACACACACCACACACACACACACACACACACACACACAGGCGCUCACUUGGACAUGGACUUCUCCCACCACCUGUUAAAGGGCUUGAACUGGCUUCUCUUAUUGGAUGAGGGGCUACUGUGAAGAAGUUAACCUGGACGUGCCUUCACACACACACACACACACACACACACACACGGUGAUCAAUAACACUUGAGCCAUUCAUCUCCCCCCCCUCAAAAAGACAGUUUGGAAGCUCAUCUACCCACAGACAAACACACACACACACACACACUGCAACCAUAGCCUUUCAGUUUGUUAGUGUAAGUCUAGUGGCAUUAAACGUGUUAUUUUCCUGUGGGAUUGUACCCCAUUUUGAGUUUAGUGGUACAACUGAUAACCUUAAGAGUCCAGCAUAAGAAUGUUCUUCACCUACCCAGAUGGCCCGGACUGCAGAACCGCUACCUAAACACGACACGGGGCCUAGUCAGAAUACUUCCACCUAGUCACGGGCAUUUUAACUCUCAAAUGGAAACUUGAAAAUAGAUGGAACUGUUAUAAUGUAUGUAUUGUAUGUAUGUAUGUAUGUAAGUAUAAUAAUUUAGUUUCCCUUAAAGUGUUUUAUUAGACAGGGGUGUUCACAUGUUCUCUGUAUUUCAUUUGAGUAUGUCUGCUCGUGAGUCACAUGUUCCCGGCGGUUCACACGUAGUCUGUCUUUCACUGUACCCUCUCAGUUCCGUUUUCAAUAGGGAUGGCAGGAUGUUUGUUUAUGUUUGUGUUUAUGUUUGUGUUUAUGUUUAUGUUUGUGUUUAUGUUUUGCUUGAUUGUAAGCCUCUCAGAGAGGUCACGAGACGUCACAUGGGUGAUCAUGUGCCUGGGAAGUGUUCCCACUAGCAAGGUGGAGAAUAAAUAGACGGUCUCUGUGUGUAUAGUUAACAGGUGCAAGACCUCCUCUCUCGGCUGGGUUGAUGCCUCACCUGUGGGCAAGGCUAAUCAAUUAGGUACACUCGUCUAGGCUAAUGCUAACUCCCUGCUAUGGGCCAGGCUGUUGGCUAGGCUAACUCUGAGUUAGGUACACUCAACCGUGUGUUAAGUCAUCACGUACCUUUGAGAUAGGCUAAUUCUAACUCCCUGCUAUAGGCCAGGCUAAUGUUAAUGCUCACCUGUGGGCUAGGCUAAUGAGUUAGGUACACUCGUCUAGGCUAAUGCUAACUCCCUGCUAUGGGCCAGGCUAAUGUUAAUGCUCACCUGUGGGCUAGGCUAAUGCUAACUCCCUGCUAUGGCCCAGGCUAAUGUUAAUGCUCACCUGUGAGUUUGGCUAACAGCGAAGCAACUGGUAGAGAGCAUCUGUCUGAAAACGAAGCCCUUCUAUGAUUGCUGUAGCCGCUCCAGUUUGAGCUGUGAGAGUGUGUGGAGGGUUGUUGGGUUGUGUGAAGUUUGGGUUAAGAGGGUGUGUGGAAGUGUUUUGGAGUGUGGCAAGCUAAGCUGUGACCUGAGUUGGGAGAUGUGUUGGUGUAUGCAGAGGAUUGUGAGUCAGAUUGAGUGUCAUUUUGUGUGUGUGUGUGUGUGUGGGUGCAUGCACUUGUGUGCACCAUGAUGCUGUGUUCAACCAGAAUGUAAUAUAUUUGUAACCCCUACAGUCCUGUAGAAUUAAAUGGGCAUGGCGGACAA